Messenger RNA from Labrus bergylta (ballan wrasse), 2999 nucleotides. It is a transcript of the gene enox2, whose product is annotated as ecto-NOX disulfide-thiol exchanger 2. NCBI's taxonomy places the organism in Eukaryota, Metazoa, Chordata, Actinopteri, Labriformes, Labridae. Gene Ontology annotation, cellular component: plasma membrane; external side of plasma membrane. Gene Ontology annotation, molecular function: RNA binding; oxidoreductase activity. The record is from RefSeq and is a predicted model, not a curated record. Gene Ontology annotation, biological process: ultradian rhythm.
CAUUACUUGACAGGGCUCGUUGCUAACCAGAAGCUUUCCCUGGUUACCCGCUCAGUAAGAACACCAGACAGAGAAACUACCGAGUUUCGAAUGGAUUUUAGGACUUGUUUCAGCGACACAGGGAGCAUUAAAGACGACCGACAUCUAAGAAAGAUUUAAAGAUGAAGCAAAUUGCAACAUCGUCUUUGCCAGAUCGAAGUGUCCUGAUGCUAAGAAGAAUCUGUUUGACGAUUGCAACAGUCCAAAAGAUUCCUUGAGAAACUGAGAUUUCACACAACAACCCCGCAUGACUAGGAUGUACAAUGACUACAGAUCAAGCCGAGUCAACGGACUCAACCCUCUGCCCUUUGAUGCAGCAACCAACAACGACCCUCUCCAGUUUAACGGCUCCAGCGGGCCUCUGAUGACUGAGUGUCCUCCUCUGGAAAACACUGCAGAAAACGGCAAGAAGAGGAAGAGAGCCAGCCUGCCUCCAGAAGGGAUCUGUAACAUGACGAUGGACUCCAACUCGAUGACAAUCCCCCUGUCAGACCCCAACGCCUGGGCUACAGCCAUGAACAACCUGGGGAUGCCUCCAAUGGGAAUAACCGGACAGCAACUCAUGCCAGAUUUUGAUCCUAACCUUGGUAUGAUGCCUGGAAUUACCCCCCUGAACCCCCUGAUGCCCGGCCUCGGUAUGGGGCCAGCUCCCCUCUCUCAGGAUUUCCCACUUGUGAAGGAGAUCAUCCACUGCAAGACCUGCACACUGUUCCCCGCCAACCCCAACCUUCCGCCUCCAGCCACGAGAGAUCGCCCUCCAGGGUGUAAGACGGUGUUUGUCGGCGGUCUGCCAGAAAACGCCACAGAGCAGCUCAUCGUGGAGAUCUUUGGACAGUGUGGAGACAUCACAGCCAUACGAAAAAGCAAGAAAAACUUCUGCCAUAUCAGAUUUGCUGAAGAGUUCACUGUGGACAAGGCUCUCUUUCUAUCAGGUUAUCGUAUCCGCUUGGGCUCCAGCACAGACAAAAAGGAUUCGGGUCGUCUCCACGUGGACUUCGCCCAGGCCAGAGACGACCUCUAUGAGUGGGAGUGUCGACAGCGCAUGUUUGCCAGAGAGGAGAGGCACCGACGAAAGAUGGAGGAGGAUCGACUCAGACCGCCGUCCCCUCCUCCCAUCGUCCACUACUCGGAGCACGAGUGCAGCCAGCUGGGAGACAAGAUCAAAGAGGACGGUAAGUUUCCUGAAGCUGUGCGUGUUCUCCACUGGUUGGAACGAGGGGAAGUCAACCGCAGGAAUGCCAACAACUUCUAUUCGAUGAUCCAGUCGUCCAACGGCCACAUCCGCCGGCUGAGCAGCGAGAAGAGUCAGCACGAGAAGGAGAUGGAGGAGGCCAAAGACAAAUUCAAGACCGCUCUGUCUGGCAUACUGGGUCAAUUUGAACAGAUUGUGUCUGUAUUCCAAGCUGCUUCCAAACAAAAGGCAUGGGACCAUUUCUCCAAAGCUCAGCGCAAGAACCUGGACAUGUGGCGAAAACAAGUAGAGGAGAUCAGAAACAUGCACAACGAGCAGCUGAUGGGCAUCAGGCGAGAGGAGGAGAUGGAGAUGUCGGACGACGACAUGGAGGACAUGGCUGACAGCAAAGACUCAAUGGACUCAGGAGUUUCUCAAGCUGAAGCCUUAAAGGAGGAGAACGACUCCCUUCGCUGUCAGCUGGACGCCUACAGGAACGAGGUGGAGCUGCUCAAACAGGAACAGGGCAAGAAUCAACCAAUGAGGAGUGAGGAGGACAGCACACACGCUCAGCAGCUCAGCUUCCUGCAGCAGGCUCUGCAGGGCAUGCAGAAGCAACUGUUAAAAAUGAGAGAAGAAAUGAAACAGCGAGACGCGGAGCUGGAGAAGAGUUUGGAGGACAAACAGCAGCUGAAGAACCAAGUCCAGACCCUGAAGGAGGGACUGCAGAACCUGCAAAACACACACGCAGCGCAGCUGGAGAUGUCGAAGCAGGACGACAGAGGCAGUGAGGAGAAUCAAGCCAGUGAAGCCACAGUCUCUGCGGUGGUGAGCUGCAGUCAGGAGAAAGAAGGUCCAACAGAGAAGACUCCAUCGAGUCCUGUCCACUCUGAAAGAGAAGCUCUGCUAGUCGGGAUCAUCUCCACGUUCCUGCACGUCCAUCCGUUUGGAGCCAGCAUCGAGUACAUCUGUUCCUACCUGCAGCGUUUGGACACAAAGAUAAACACCAGUGAGGUGGAGGCUCUUCUCUCUCGGCUGCCUUGCACCUUCAUACAGGAGCUGAGUGGAGUCGGAGCCAGUCUGGAGAAAAGAUGGAAAUUCUGCGGCUUCCAGGGCAUCAAGAGCACAUAGAGUCUGCUGGCUACACUUCCAAGAUGUGGAGGAGAAGACAGGAAGACGAGGCUCAACAUAAGGAACACUGUGGAGAUGUGAAGGACAGAGUAUGAAGCCCACAAAUAUCAGAGACUGUGGACUCUACCUGACUGUUCAAGGACACAGAAGACUGAGCAGAGAGGAUGUUACAUGAGUAUUUUUCAGGGACCCUGAGCAGGUGGCAGAGACUGAAAGACGCAGCAUUCCCAUGGUUACUGGAAUAAUGUCACACAAUCAUGAAGACAGAGGCUUCUUGAGCAUGGACUCUCACUGAGCUUCUCAAUGCCUGCAAAAUAUUUCUUGACCUAAAGACUUAAAGAGUCACAGAAGUGCACCGACUCCUUCAGUCACUGGAUUAUAAUGUUGUACUUUUCAAGCCUACAGUCGGCUCUGUAUGGUGUCAGUGUGAGCCAGGACCACAAGGCUAACUGAAGGAGGCUAAUCAGGGUUUAACUGAACACUUAAAACUCUUCGGCAAACUCUCUUAUCUGUUUUGCUGUCUGGUUUGUAACAUAGAUCAAAAAUGGAUAUAUUUCUUCAUUUUCUGUAAAGGCUGUUAACAGUUGCAUAGAAUCAUUUCUUGUAAUACACUGUAAAAUCUUGGUUAAUAUUUUUGAUGAUAAAAAGAGUUUUAGAA